AUGGAGUACAAGAAGGAAAAGCUCGUGAGGUUUUAUCCGGAGGGCAAGCAACAUAUUGGGAUUUUUCCAUGGGGCAAAGGUGAUGCAAUAUACCCGGAAAACCCGGAGAAAGUCUCAUCAUCUUCAUUGCUCAUGCCGGGGAGCAAAGGAGGGGGAAAGCUGCCAGAGACCUCGAAGAUGGGAGGGGGAAGGGGGGCCAAUGUCUUCUCGGAGGACUAUCAACCGUGGCACCAGAAAAUGCUGGAUCCUGGCAGUGAUAUUGUGUUGAGAUGGAAUAGGAUCUUCCUUGUAUCAUGCUUAGUUGCUCUCUUCAUCGAUCCGCUCUACUUUUAUCUGCCUACCAUAGGAGGGGACGGGAAGAGUUCUUCGUGUGUUAGCACGGAUUACAACUUGAGAAUCGUCAUCACAUUCUUCAGAAGUGUGGCAGAUCUGUUCUAUCUUCUGCAUGUGGUGUUGAAAUUCAGGACUGCUUAUGUUGCCCCGAGCUCUCGUGUGUUUGGCAGGGGCGAGCUUGUCAUGGAUCCCAAGUUGAUUGCCCGGAGGUACAUUCGAUCCGACUUUUUGAUUGACCUCAUUGCCACUCUGCCUCUCCCUCAGAUAGUUGUCUGGUUCAUCAUCCCCGCAACUAGAAAGCCUCGAACUGAUCAUAACAACAAUGCGCUUGCCCUGAUCGUGUUGCUUCAGUAUAUCCCUAGAUUAUAUCUCAUCUUCCCACUCAGCUCCCAAAUUAUCAAGGCUACUGGUUUGGUCACUAGGACAGCUUGGGCAGGAGCUGCUUACAAUCUUCUAUUGUACAUGCUGGCAAGCCAUGUUCUAGGAGCAUCAUGGUACUUGCUAUCCAUUGAGAGGCACACAACCUGCUGGAAAAGGAUUUGUAGGAAUGAAACUGCUCCUAUCAAGUGUGAGCUUAAUUACCUCGAUUGCGAUGCUUUCAACCACAACGAUAGGAUAACAUGGGCAAAAAACACCACUGUGUUUCGAGAUUGUGAUCCGAGUAAUGAUAUUCAGUUCCAAUAUGGGUUGUUUGGAAAUGCUGUGACCAAAAAAGUUGUAUCUACCAGUUUUGUUGAUAAGUACUUCUAUUGCUUGUGGUGGGGGUUACAGCAAUUAAGUUCAUAUGGCCAGAACUUGACAACAAGCACAUUCAUUGGGGAGACAUCAUUUGCUAUACUGAUAUCAAUCAUGGGUCUCGUUCUUUUUGCUCAUUUGAUUGGCAAUAUGCAGACGUACCUUCAAUCUCUUACAGUGAGACUCGAGGAAUGGCGGCUCAAACGGAGGGACACAGAAGAGUGGAUGAGACAUCGCCAGCUGCCUGAAGACCUGAGGCACCGCGUUCGACGCUUUGUCCAAUACAAGUGGGUUGCAACUCGAGGCGUCCUUGAGGAAGAUAUUCUACGCGGCUUGCCUACUGAUCUCCGGCGUGACAUCCAGCGACACCUCUGCCUCGAUCUUGUCCGACGUGUUCCGUUCUUCUCGCAGAUGGAUGAUCAGCUGCUUGAUGCAAUCUGCGAGCGCCUGGUUUCUUCCCUUAGCACGCAAGGCACCUACAUUGUUCGGGAAGGUGAUCCUGUGACAGAAAUGCUGUUCAUAAUUCGGGGAAGUCUAGAGAGCUCCACGACUAAUGGUGGAAGAACCGGGUUCUUCAACUCGAUCAUGCUCAAGCCUGGUGACUUCUGUGGUGAGGAACUCCUCGCAUGGGCCCUGCAUCCAAAAUCAUCUCUCAACCUUCCUUCAUCGACUCGAACGGUGAGAUCACUCAACGAGGUUGAAGCAUUUGCCUUACGAGCUGAAGAUCUCAAGUUUGUGGCGAACCAGUUCAGGCGGCUGCAUAGCAAGAAGCUGCAACACACAUUUCGGUAUCACUCGCAUCACUGGAGGACAUGGGCGGCAUGCUUCAUCCAGGCAGCUUGGCGUCGUCACAAGAAGAGGAUGGUAGAAUACAGUCUCACGAUGUCGGAAUCUUUCCAGCGAAGGGAACUCGAGAUGAUGAUGGCACAGGAAGAAGAGGAACGAAGCUCAAGUGCCUUGAGAGGGAAGCUCAACCUCGGAGCAACGAUAUUGGCUUCGAGAUUCGCGGCGAAUACUAGGAGAGGAGUGCAGCAGAAGAUGAAGGAUGUGGAUAUGGUGAAGCUACAGAAGCCAGAGGAGCCCGACUUCUCCGCAGAAGCUGACUAA
This is a messenger RNA of Linum trigynum, 2175 nucleotides long. The record is from the annotation of a GenBank genome assembly. NCBI's taxonomy places the organism in Eukaryota, Viridiplantae, Streptophyta, Magnoliopsida, Malpighiales, Linaceae.